GUAGGCAUAACUUCACCCCACCAUGCGAUAGUGCUUACUCCAUCACACACCAUGACGAAGUUUCGACCUUGCAUAGACCUCCAUUCUGGUCAAGUCAAGCAGAUUGUCGGUGGAACUUUGACAACUGCCUCUGCAGACCUUAAAACUAAUUUUGUCUCCAAACUUCCCGCUGGUCACUUUGCGAGAUUAUACAAAGACAAUGGCUUGGAAGGGGCACACGUUAUAAUGCUAGGUCCUGGCAAUGAAGAAGCUGCUAGGGAAGCAUUGGCCGAGUGGCCAAAUGCCUUGCAAGUUGGAGGAGGAAUAACGGACAAGAAUGCAAAACAAUGGAUCGAAUGGGGUGCUGAAAGGGUAUGUUUGAGCAGUUUCUAUUCUGCCAAUAUAGUAUACUAACGACAGUAGUAGGUGAUAAUUACUUCGUUCCUGUUUCCAUCCGGGAAAUUCUCCCAAGAGCAUCUCGAUUCUGUCCUGUCCGCUUUGGGUGGUGAUAAAGAUAAGCUAGUUAUUGAUCUGAGCUGCCGGAGGAAAGAUGGUAGCUGGUUCGUCGCCAUGGACAAAUGGCAGACAAUUACCGAUAUGGAGAUCAAUGAGGGUCAGUGUUUUUCUUGGAAACGUGUAAGCGAAAGACUGACACAUAAUAGCAUCAAUCAAAUCACUGGAGCCAUAUUGCUCCGAAUUUCUUAUCCACGCUGCGGAUAACGAAGGCCUACAAAAGGGAAUUGACGAACAGCUUGUGGAAAAAAUCGCUGAAUGGUGCAGUAUACCUGUAACUUAUGCCGGUGGUGGACGCAAUCUUGAAGACUUGGACCGUGUCAAGAAAUUGAGUAAUGGCCGUAUCGACCUUACAAUUGGUAGUGCCCUCGAUUGUUUUGGUGGUUCGGGGGUGACAUUCGAAGAAUGUGUCAAAUGGAACAAGAACUCGACUAGUUGAAUCUAGUAAAUAUUUGAACCAAGGAAUCCACAAUAACACAAGCCCUAAUUUUUUCGACUCAUGAAGCUAGGUUAUAAUUACACUUAAUAAGAUGUUUGAACUUGUUAGUGUAUAGUAACA
This is a messenger RNA of Hymenoscyphus albidus, 1051 nucleotides long. Lineage: Eukaryota; Fungi; Ascomycota; Leotiomycetes; Helotiales; Helotiaceae. The record is from the annotation of a GenBank genome assembly.